GGACAAAACUCCUGUGUCAGUUCAGACGAGCCGCAGCGAGGAGAAGCAAAGUUUGCGACCCGUUAGUAAAUCGUGAGAGGACCACAAGAAAGGAAACUCACCACCAUCAUCUUCAUAUCUUGUCUUUUCUGGAUACUUUGUAGCGAAGAACGGAUUCCGACAUUUUUUUCUGUUCCUCUUCGGAAAUGAAGGACAUAUUCACUCCGGACUGAAAAGGCGCACUAUUUAUGACCCUUUUUUAUACCUGUUGUUUGCUAUUAUAAGCAGUUAGAGUCAGAGCUUUUUACAGUUUUUAACUUAGCUUUUGCGACCAACGCCGGAGUUUUGACGCCCGUACAAUGGCCGAUAACAAGCACCCGCACGUUAUCUUCUGUAACGACUCGCCCAAAAGAGUUCUGGUGUCUGUCAUCAAGACCACCCCGAUUAAACCCAGGAAAGCAGAGGCCCUGACGCCCACCAGCCCCGGGUUCAGCGACUUCAUGGUCUACCCGUGGAAGUGGGGGGAGAACGCCCACAAUGUGACUCUGAGCCCGGGCUCGGUGAGCGGGGCUUCAUCGCCUACCGGCACCCAGACGGCCAGGGAGGUGGACACGGAUCCUACACCAGACCAGAUCAGGGAUGGUAUCCGCAGAGGGCGUCCAAGGGCUGACACUGUCCGGGAGCUCAUAAGCGAGGGGGAGACUUCGUCCAGCCGUAUUCGCUGUAACAUCUGCAACCGGGUGUUUCCCAGAGAGAAGUCUCUUCAGGCUCAUAAGAGGACACACACAGGAGAGAGGCCCUAUCUGUGUGACUACCCAAAUUGUGGGAAGGCAUUUGUCCAGAGCGGUCAGCUGAAGACGCACCAGCGGCUGCACACCGGGGAAAAACCCUUUGUCUGCUCGGAGAAAGGAUGUGGCAAUCGGUUCACACAUGCCAACCGCCACUGCCCUAAGCACCCAUACUCCCGUCUGAAGAGAGAGGAACCAAAGGACGGCCUGGAGAAGGCCCAGUCUGUGGAUAACAAGGCUGUUGCAGAGUGGCUGGCAAAGUACUGGCAAACCCGUGAACAGCGUGCCCCUACAACCACCAAGGUGAAGCCACAGGGCAAGGCGAGAGAAGAGGACCAGGAGCAGCAGGAUCCCAUGGAGUUCCUCCAGUCCGAAGAAGAGGAAGAGGCCGCUGAGGAGGAGAAGGGCAACCAGGGAGGAGGAGCCGCCAAGCGCCGCCUCCAGGAGCAACGAGAGCGUCUCCACGGCGCUCUGGCACUCAUUGAGCUGGCCAACAACCUGUCUGCCUAAACACCCACCCACGUCCUGAUCCUGGACUCCCAUUCCCUGUCCCUCAUACCUCCAUCCGCCUUCCUGCAGUAUGUGCUGUAGCUAGAAAUUGUUCAAAAAUGCAGAUCAAUGACUAGUUUAGUUUAUCCUAUCAAGUUGUAAAACCAGACUUUGAGAAAGAGCUGAAUUGGCCUGAGAUCAGUAUUAUGCACAAGCAUCAUCUAUUUAACCCCUCACAGCACCAGGAAGGCACAAGCUAAAGCACCUUAUUCAGCUUCCAUUUUAUCCUUUUAGGCUGCUAUAAUUGUAGGUUUGACAAUAUGAAGAAUGUCUUUCUUUCUCCUGUCUUCUAAAGGCAAAGAAAGUUUGUUUUAAUUUGUUUUGUUUGCACUUUGAUGGUAACGAGUUUUUUUUUUUUUUUAAGUAUGUUGUGUUGAGUGUAACAGAGUGUGUAUGACUGAUGUAUAUAUGGUUUAAGCUCAGAUGGACAGAAUGAUACAGGGUGCGGUCAAACAUAGGAAAUGUUAAGUUGCGUUCCAACUGUCAGAUGGCCUCUCAUCAUGCUCCCAGGUUUCAUCUUCAGCAUUGUAAGCAUACUUUAACUGCCAGUGGUGGUAGAAAGGGACUGAGUGAGGAUUGGUUAAUCUUCACUUAUAGAGCACUCUCCAAGUUGUAUGCAUAGGUGGACAAAAAAAGGAGAAAAGUCAAGGGGGCUGGAUCUGUCUGGCGUGUAAUGGUAUGGUCAUUUUUUAUAUGCGAGUGAGGUGAUCAUUGCAAGCCUAAUCCAGAGGUCUGGUUAAGCACAAGACUAAAAAAAUCCAAACUUUGACAGCUUUUUUUUCCCAUUACCUACACAUUAUAUCCGCAUGACAUUACCAGAGGCGUGCAGGGAGUCCACCUCUAGCCCACUAUACUGCCUGCUGGAUUAAGUUACAAAAGUAUUACAACUAAUCUACAAUACUUGGUUCAAAGGUUCAGAGUACCUUUAAAAAUAUGUCAUAUUUCCAUUUUAACAGCCGGUUUUCUGUGUCUAAGACCUAAAGUUGUUUUCCAACCAGAUGGGACAUGUUUUUGUUUUUUUUCUACAAUGGAUAUCAGUCACCUUUUAUAUUAAAAGGUGGCAGACCAGUUAUGAUACGGGCAUAGCAUCAUGGAUGGUGUGUGGUGCUUCAUCUCACUUCAAAGGUUAAAUUAUGUGAUAUUUAUUUCACCAUAUUUUUUAUUAACAUUUUGUUCAGCUGUUGCCCUGGAAUCAUUUGAUGUCAAAUACUCUGGCAUCAAGAUUUAACAAACGUAAAAUCAAUUUAGAAUAUGCCAAAUACAUUUAAACAUCCCAUCAAUUUUGAUAAAGCACUUACACCCCCCCUAUUAAGUCUUGGAUUGAGCUUGCAAUGCACUGAAGAUUAAAUUUGUCAGACGUGUCCAGGAAAAUGGCACUUGUUUCUAAAACUGAUUUGUGUAGUGCUGGGUGUUUCUUUUCUUUAUUUCCUCUUUUUUUUAAUAACACUACAUCCUUGAACACUGUAUGAAGCCUCUCAUAACUGCCCUGUCUAGUUGUUUUGGUAAAAACCCGCACCAACAACCAGUCACUCUGUCACUCUAGCUGUGAUGUUUGAAUCUGUCCGAUUUACAAAUGACCCACGUGGAGUUGUGAAACUGGAAGGCAAGUGAAUUGUUGAUAAUCAAAACACCAAAUGAUUUAUUAUACCCAAUUAUAGUAUAUUUUUAAGCCUUUCUAACCCGUAGU
Morone saxatilis (striped sea-bass) is the source of this 3003-nucleotide messenger RNA. RefSeq names its product zinc finger protein 367 (gene znf367). Bases 339 to 1277 code for a protein of 312 amino acids. Gene Ontology annotation, cellular component: nucleus. Gene Ontology annotation, biological process: central nervous system development; regulation of transcription by RNA polymerase II. Gene Ontology annotation, molecular function: RNA polymerase II cis-regulatory region sequence-specific DNA binding; DNA-binding transcription factor activity, RNA polymerase II-specific. The transcript is spliced from 5 exons. Lineage: Eukaryota; Metazoa; Chordata; Actinopteri; Moronidae. The record is from RefSeq and is a predicted model, not a curated record.